Messenger RNA from Sphaeramia orbicularis (orbiculate cardinalfish), 6774 nucleotides. It is a transcript of the gene lmtk2, whose product is annotated as lemur tyrosine kinase 2. The record is from RefSeq and is a predicted model, not a curated record. The transcript has 15 exons. Gene Ontology annotation, biological process: protein phosphorylation. NCBI's taxonomy places the organism in Eukaryota, Metazoa, Chordata, Actinopteri, Kurtiformes, Apogonidae. Gene Ontology annotation, molecular function: protein kinase activity; ATP binding.
UUGUACAGGAACAUGGCGCUUUGGAGGAGAGAUGUUUCAUGAUAGUCAGGGGAUACUGAUUAAUUUAAUUCAAAUGGGUUCCUUUUAGUAGAGAUAUAGUAUCUAUAUCAAAUAUGAUAGGUCGCGAAAGGUGAGCUCACCUUUGGCCUCCAUGGACAACGGGACAACGCGUUUGGUAGCGGUGCCUGCUGUCGUCAGCUAAAAUUAUUAGCAUUGACAUGCUAGCCGAAGCUAGUUAGCCGAUUAAUAGCAAGUUGCUAAACAGGCAUAAAUAUGUUGGUUUUUGAACCCUACACUGACGUAGAACUAAUUAUCAAUGAUUAAAACACGUUAUUUCGUAUCAAACCAGACAUCUUUUGUUUAGAACAUCGUUUCUUUAUAGCUAACAUUUGUUAGCUAAGCUAGGAGGAUGGGGAGCCGUCAUGGAUAUGUUUUGUUGCUGGCCACUGGGAUUUUCCUGUCGGUGUUCUGGCUGACUGAAGGUGUACCCCUUCAGUAUCACCACAGAACAGGUGCAACCACAGGGGACCCGCUGUCGGUGUCGUUCUACAUGACCCUGGUGCUGUCACUGACAGUGCUUGUAGCCUUGGUUGUGCUGCUAGUAAACUGUGUCACCUGCUGCAAGGAAAGGGAGAUCAACUUCAAGGAAUUUGAAGACCACUUUGACGAUGAGAUUGACUUCACCCCACCGGCAGAGGACACACCUUCUAUGCAGUCCCCAGCUGAGGUGUACACCCUUGCUGUGUCCCCUGUGGCCCUGCCAGGACCCCCACAUCUCCAGCCUCCUGCUCGCAUCACAGAUGGAUCCACUGGUGUUCAGGUAGCUCGCCAUAGUCUGAGUUACAUCCAGGAGAUUGGAAACGGUUGGUUUGGACAGGUCCUUCUGAGUGAAAUCUACACAGAUCCAGGUGGAACCAGAGUGGUUGUGAAAGAGUUAAAAGCUAAUGCAAGCGCCAAGGAGCAGAAUGACUUCCUACAGCAAGGAGACCCAUACAGAGUGCUUCAGCACCCAAACAUUCUGCAGUGUCUCGGACAGUGUGUCGAGGCUAUUCCCUUCUUGCUUGUCUUUGAGUACUGUGAAAUGGGAGAUUUGCGAGGCUAUUUGUCUCAGCAGGACUGGAUGUUCAGAAAUGCUGAGCUGCUGCAGCUACAAAGGAUGGCUUGUGAAAUAGCUGCCGGUGUCACUCACCUUCACAAACACAACUUCCUGCACAGUGAUUUGGCUCUGAGGAACUGCUACCUGACUGCAGAUCUUACAGUCAAAGUGGGAGACUAUGGAAUCGGACCCUACAGAUACAAAGAGGAUUACAUCAUCACAGAGGAUGAUGUAUUUGCACCCCUCCGCUGGUUGGCUCCUGAGUUGGUGUGCGAGCGCCAUGGGGGCGUGAUAACUUUGGAGCAGACCAAGCCAAGCAAUGUGUGGGCCUUGGGGGUAACCUUGUGGGAGCUCUUUGAGAAUGCUAAUCAGCCGUACCCACAUCUAUCGGACCGGGAAGUUCUCAAUCAUGUGAUCAAAGAACAACAAGUCAAACUCUUCAAGCCACAGCUGGAGCUUCCUUAUUCUGACAGAUGGUACGAGGUCCUACAGUUCUGCUGGCUGUCCUCAGACAAGCGCGCCACGGCGGAGGAAGUCCACCGUUUGCUCAUCUACCUGCGAAUGCAAGGCCAGAAGGACAUAGAGGAAGAUUUUGAGCAGCGUUGGGAUGCUCUCAAACCGAAUCCUUCUACACGGCAAACCACAGUUAGCCACUCCUCUUUCCCAAUCCUGGAACAGUUUGCUGAUGACGCCCUACGGCAAGAAAUUGAUGAAGUACUCACUGUCACUGAAACUAGCAAAGGCCUCAGCUUCGAGUAUGUUUGGGAGGCAGCCAAGCAUGACCACUACGAUGGCAACCAUGGACGAUCAGGCAUGGACACAACGCUCAACUACCACAGCAUGUUCUUUCCCGUUUCCAGUGAAGACAUCCAGGCUCAUUUCCCAGAUCCUUCUGUCAGAGCAGCGGGCACAGAAUCUGCUAACACCCCUUCAGGAAUUCCUGGGAUUGUGCCAGUGUUUGAUGCACAGAAGCCAUCUAAUGGGAAUGAGUAUUACAUUCAACUAGAAGAACAGGGGGAAAGUAUGGCUGGGGAAAAUGGUACAAGAGGACAAGAUAUGGACUUGAAUUCAAACCGACAAGACUUUGUCAUUCUCCAGGAUGUCCGCCUGGACGAGUCCAGUACUGAUGCUGACUUUUUCCACCAAAGUAUUGAUUCCAAGGAUUCCUAUUUACCAGACAGCCACAUCUGGUCAUCACUUGAAAAUGACAGCCCAUACCACACCAACAUUUUCACUGAGGGAGGGUCGAAACAAGAGGACUCUCCUUCCUGGAGACAGAGUUUCAUGGAGCUUCCUGAACGCAACGGCAACCAUUUCCAUGAAUCUGCACCUUUAGAAACCCACGAGGGAGACCCAGAUAAAAGCAUUGGGGAGCCUUUUUUAGGGGAUGGUUCAGAAGUCAGUCACCAGGCGGGUUCUGUGGAAGUGGAGACGGAGAACCCAAAUGUGACGAGGCUUCUGAACACUGAAAAACUAACAGAUAACUUCAUGUUUUUGAAAGACCACAGCUUGAUUAAAGUCGGUUCUAGUUUCUCAAGUCCACAGCAGAAUUUCCUUUCACCAGGUCUUGCCCAUGAACCAGAGGAAACAUUUAAAAUGAGGUCUUGGAACAACUUAGAGAAUUUAGGCAGCUUAAACAUUGCAGAAACUUUUUUAAAGCCUGUAACAAGUAGCACAUCAUCAGGACAGGACCUUUCAGACUCUAAUACCAGUUUGGGGGAGUUAUGUCAGUCCAUGGUAGUCAACGAAACACCGGUGCCUUCUAUCACAGUGGUCACAGAAGACAACUUAAGCAACCAGCUGCCAGUUAGAAAUAGUUCUUCCACUGAAGACCUCAGUCUACUGCAAUCCUCAGACAGAGGUAUAGACUCUGGUUUUGAUUCUACCUCAGAAAGGUUUGAGGUUAUCAUAAGUGAAGCUGAUGGCCACACCCCUGCAAUCUCUGUAAGUGCCACUACAGACUCAAUGUGCACAGAUGCCAAAAUCCCCAGCCUUGAAGAAGAACUUGGAGCCUCACAUGAUAAUCAGCUCAUAGAAAGUAAAAUGCCUGAAAACUUGCAAGUCCAAGCAUUACCCUCAGACAAUGGACACAGUGAGGAUCUAACAAGUAAUGAUCUAUUGAGUGAACUAAUUGAAGAUGCUGAAGACAUGGAACUGGAAACCACUCUGUCUGACCAUGAAGAAUCGUUUAUGGAUGCUAACGGGCAUCCUCUCGUCAGAUCUUCUCUGUUGGUCUCGGGGCCUUCUUUGGAUCAGAUCAGCCAGGACAGUUUACUGGAAGACAGCAUGUCGACUACAUUACCAACUGUAGAUCAUUCCAUCGAAACACCCGACUCUUUAGACUCUCUUGAUAUUCACAGGUUUGGUGAACAAGGAGAAGGGCUGAACGCUCAAAUCACCCAACACAAACUCCAGCCUCCGUACAAAAUAGCAGACAGCGGCUACGAAACAGAGAACCUGGAGUCUCCUGAAUGGAACUCUCAGCCUAACGUCAAAGAUCAUUCUCCUGUAAAAAACGGCACAGGUGUCGCCAAAGAAGAUCCUGAAGAGGCUACAGCUGCUUUAAAUCUGGUUCCACCAGAAAUCAUCAUCUCUGAAGCAGAGGGCAUGCUGGAUGCUCGUGAUGAAGAUCCCAGUGAGGACCAACAACCAGAUGACGACAUUCCUGCUGAGGAACCGCUCAUGGGCAGUAAUUACAGAGACUCCGCCUACUUCUCAGACAAUGAAUCAGAGCCUGAGAAGAAGUCUGAAGAACCAGCUGCAGGAGGCUCUGUGGAGGUCACAUGCCUGAGCAGCUCUACCGGCAGCGUCAGUGGGUCAGCCAGUGGAGGAAUAGCUCUGGAGGUUAGCACCACAGGAGAUGUAGAGGCUGUAAUGUCCCAGCAGGAACCUCCUGUAGCUGCUGAAGCACAGGGCUGAUAUUGGAGAAAGUCCUGAUCCACAUGUGGGAAGCAUCUUACCAAAAGCAGAUCCAGAUCUUUUGGAGAACUGUCCGAAAGAACCUGUAGAAUCACUCAGCAGUCACAAUGAGGAGGGGAACCUUCACCUCUAGAGGAAGUCCCGCCCUCAGCUCCACUCACAUCAGCUACGAUAUCAAAGCCCCCGCCAGAGACCGCAGUUCACGCUAAACUAACCAGAACAUAUGCAAGUGAGGGUCUUAAAAUCAAAGAGCCCGACAUGGAGGGGCGUUACCUGGGUAGACGGGACGGUUCGGGUUUAGAUGGACACGAGGACGGUAUGGAGGCAGACGAGGAGGAUGAGAACAGCGACGACUCGGAUGACGACAUUCGGGCAUACCGUAUCCACAGCUCCAGCUCAGAGAGUGAGGACGACACAGUGCACACGGUACCAGUUAUCGUCUCUGAUGAUAGCAGGGCAAAGAAUCUGAAGAGCUUAUUGAAACCCACCUCCCUGAAUAUUGAGGCGUCAUCUUCCCUGUUACCUGCACGGUGCAACAUGGACAACUCCAGGAGAGCUGUGUCCUUCUUUGAUGAUGUCACUGUCUACCUGUUUGACCAGGAGACCCCCACCAAGGAGCUGGGUGACCACUCCUCCGGCUCCAACAGUCAGGUCCCAGAGUUUAACAGCCCAGUGUCUACUGCCAGCUACCUGAACAGGUUCACCAACUCUGAAAGCUCCACAGACGAAGAAGGUGGUGGUUUUGAGUGGGACGAUGACUUCUCUUCGCCAGCGCCUAAGGCCGUGUCGUCAUCUGCUGCUUCUGGCUUCUCUGCUCCUGCAGUUGGACGGGUCCUGGAGCCCAGCUGGACCAGCUCCUCCAGCUACUCCCGCUUCUCCAUCUCACCCGCCAGCAUAGCCAGCUUCUCCCUGACGCAUCUUACCGACUCUGACAUCGAACAAGGAGGAAGCAGCGAAGACGGAGAAAAAGACUAGUGCGAUAAAUGAGACCAUUUAUCAUCACGCGGUCGAGAAAUGAAACUUCACUCGCACUUUUUGGGAAUGGAGAAUGGCCGAAUAAGGACCGAUGACAUGGUGCAAGCCGUGGAUGCUUCUCUCAGGCAGAACUAUUCUCUACCUUCACGGAGACGGCCACGAAAACCAACGGCUGUAACUGACUCUGAGCAAAUAAAAUAGACGAGGCCCGGCAGUCGCAGUCUGAGCCUCAUCACCUGUCCAGCUCCAUCAGUGUGCGUCAUUUCAGUUCAGUGCAAUCCCAUUUUGGGCAGGAAAAGAAAACCCCUAAACACUACAAACCGGGCCUAGCUUCUAAAUGUUUGCUUUAAAGACUCAUCAAGCGCAUUCCAGGUGUUUGGCUGCUUGUUUUUGUUGUGUGUCCAAGUGCACUCCUCCUUCAGUACUUUUGCAUCACCAAAAAAAAACAAAAGACUUGACUUUUUCUGUUCUUAGAAAAUGGAUUCAACACACUGGGCUGGCAAAUGUGUCACUGCAGCCAAAUAGGAAUAAGCUCUUUGAUUUGAGAAAAAACCUAAAAAGAUCUCAGCUUUUUUUUCUGUAACAUUGUUAAUGUUGUUCUUUCAUAUUGUGCGAUUAUUUCAGUGGUUGCCUUUUUGAAAGAGUGAUUUUGUUGUUUCAUAACCUCUUGCUCCAACUUCUACGACUAUGAUAUCCUUCUGUAGCAUUAUUUGGAUAAGAAGGUCUUAAAUCCACACAUCGGAUCACUACCUUAUCUAUCAACCCCUCACCGUCACGCUGAGGUGACACCGUUUGUUCAUUCAUUUAUGUUCGAAAGGAACAUCGCAGAGCGGAGUUUCAUCUUUUGAGACGUCUCAGAACGUAUGGACUGUCACAUCAACUCUUACAGAGGAGAUGCCAAGACAAGUGAAAGAAAACACUGACAGCUUUUUGUACUGCUACUUCGUUUUAUGCUCCGGCGUGAGUAGGAAGAUGCUCUCAGUUUAUGUGUCACUGGGUUUUUAUCACAGUGCCUGUUAUUGCUGUAAAGACAGCCGCACUCCUCCAUUUGCUAUCACUGCAGAUUUCAGAUCACAUGUUCAGUGGGAUUUUUUUUUUUUAAUGUCUGAAUGAAGAAAUAUACUGAGCUGUUUGUAAACAAAUGUGCAAUGGAUUUCUUAAUUAGUUUCUAUGAUUGACGUAUAUGUCCAUUGAUGAGCUGGUGGCGGCGGCGGCAUUUCUUUGGUAAUGUGCAGGGACUUUAAGCUUCACAGGAAGUCACUACUAGAACAAAAAUCACUGCUGCUUUUUUCUCAAAUUCAGUGUCAUGAACAGAGUUACCCGUUUGCCUUUGUUUUCUGUGUCAAACUCAAUUAGCCUGUUCACGUGGCAUUUUCAUCCCAUAGAACGCUUAGUUGUGUUUUUCUCUGUGGCUGCACAGGGUUGGUUAAUGCAAAUGAUUCUCAAAUAUAUGUCCCUCACUGAAAACUGACAAAAAACUGUAGGUUGUACAGUUUUGACGGUGUCAUUCUAAACUCUGUUUAAUUACUGAUGACCACCUAUAGGAAGCUACAGAUUCCACUCCCUCCCCUCAUAAAGGCGGCACUGUAUCUUCACCUGUUUAAAAACCAGCAGCCUGUGCUUCAGUUAAACUUGAACAUUUAUUUAAGGAAAUCUCGUUUUAUUUGACUACAGUAUACAUUUGCUUAAUCUUGCACAUUUGAGAAAUGUAACUUAAUGUUAAACUGUACUGAUGUAUAUAAAUGUUAAUUUUUUUGUCUGUAAAUGGGAAAUGAUGUAACUGA